Molecule: messenger RNA, 801 nt
Organism: Paramacrobiotus metropolitanus
Lineage: Eukaryota; Metazoa; Tardigrada; Eutardigrada; Parachela; Macrobiotidae
Product: BTB/POZ domain-containing protein 6-like
Exons: 4
Coding region: 1-801 (266 amino acids)
Molecular function (GO): protein binding
Source: RefSeq, a predicted model, not a curated record
AUGUUCCGCGGGAGUGUUCCGGAAACCGGCGACAAACCGAUUAAAAUUUCCGACGUGACGGCGGAAACAUUCGGCAACGUCUUGAGCUAUUUGUACACGGAUCGCACGGAUGAUUUGAAAAUGGAAAACGCGUUUGAAACUCUGUACUGCGCUGAAAAAUACGGGAUUCCAUCGUUGUUCAAUCACUGCUCCCAGUUUAUAGUCAGCCGGUUGGACAGUAGCAAUUGCUUGAUCAGUCUGGAAAAGGCACUGCGCUUCAGUGCCGACAGCGUGAUCAAGGGUUGCCUGGAAUUUAUCGAUGCCAACUGCAAAGCAGUGUUGGACACCCCACAGUUCCUAGCUGUCCAACACGAGAUCCUGGAGAAGAUUCUGCAACGCAAUACACUGGCUGUGGAUGAGAACACGGUGUACAAAGCGGUCGACAGAUGGGCGUCCAACGCAUGCGCCGAGGCCGGGAUCGACAGUUCCGCAGAGAACCGACGCCAGGUUUUGGGGGCGGCGCUGUACCUGGUGCGCUUUCCACUGCUGACGGAUGGGGAAAUCGCCAAUGGACCGCUAAAGGUUACUCAGAUUCGGCAUGGCCUAUUCUAUCAAAAUACGGCAUUGCUUUUAUGGACCUUGCAGAGCGGAUUGCUGUUAAAGGAAGAAUUCUGCGCCAUCUAUGAGUAUUUGUAUAAGCACGGCGCCGAUAAACCGCACAUUCCGUUCCCGGCUACGCCGCGUGUUCAUCUUUUGUCAGACUAUCCGGUGCGACAUGCCAGACCGCGACCCGGUGCACUUUUAAAUCCUCGUCGCCGAUGA